This is a messenger RNA of Plasmopara halstedii, 651 nucleotides long. Its product is annotated as FOG: Transposon-encoded proteins with TYA, reverse transcriptase, integrase domains in various combinations. The record is from RefSeq and is a predicted model, not a curated record. Lineage: Eukaryota; Oomycota; Peronosporomycetes; Peronosporales; Peronosporaceae. The transcript has a single exon. Bases 1 to 651 code for a protein of 216 amino acids. Gene Ontology annotation, molecular function: nucleic acid binding; zinc ion binding.
AUGUCGGAGCGCGCGUUGAAGGUCGCCUCGGAUGGUGGCAGGGGCAAGAAUGGCAAGUUUGUGAAACGCGGCAGGAACAAUGAACGCAAGGGCAACGGCGCGAAGAAGAAUGGCGGGUUCCGCGGCAAGUGCUUUACUUGUGACCGGGUCGGACACAUGAAGCGGGAUUGCCCGAACAAGGUCGACGGCAUCGACGAUGGUGCAGUAUUCGCGGUCAGCGAAAUAAGCCCGUUGAAUGAGUCAGUAGACUCAGUGAUCACCAGUGUCAUGGCUGAAAUUGCACUCGAUGUUGGCAAGGAUCGAUCGCUGAGCUGGCUGAUCAACAGUGGUGCGACGUCGCAUAUGACGCCGGACCGGGAUGACCUCUUUGAGUAUGAGGUCGUGAACACGAACAUCGAGGUGACGAUCGCCGAUGUGGUGACUCGUGAUGCUCUUCGAGUUCUUGAGGACAAAGUCCUUGAAAUCGGAGCUCUGCUGCGUUAUGCUGAAGUAGCGUAUGGCUGUGCGGACGCUCAAUACGAUUUAAAUAACGUCGUGCGCCGGUUGCCUCGUCUUGCGGACUACCGCUCUGUGUCGGAGCGACUCCUAGCCGUGGAGCGGGCGAAUGCAUUGCUGCAGGCAACGGUGGAGCGCUUGACUCCAUUAAAAUGA